This is a messenger RNA of Arachis duranensis, 802 nucleotides long. Its product is annotated as peamaclein. The transcript is spliced from 2 exons. The coding region runs from base 173 to 439 and encodes 88 amino acids. The record is from RefSeq and is a predicted model, not a curated record. NCBI's taxonomy places the organism in Eukaryota, Viridiplantae, Streptophyta, Magnoliopsida, Fabales, Fabaceae.
CUCCCUACUUCACAUUCCCACAAUCCAACAACACAUUAUUAUUCAGUGCCACUCUCAUCUAAUUAAACUCCAUAUAUAUCUUACAAUCACUCAAACGAGUUCUUUCUUCAUCUUCAUCACUUCCCCAUUUUCUCAAUUAUUCAAGAAUAUAUAAUAAUCUCUCAAAGCCAACAUGAAGCUAUCUUUUGUAACUCUGCUACUUGUGUGCCUUGUGCUCACCUCUUCUUUCUUUGAAGCCUCAAUGGCUAGUCCAGUUUUGUGUGGGGCAAAGUGUGGAAGGAGGUGCUCAAAGGCAGGGAUGAAGGACCGGUGUUUGAGAUUCUGUGGGAUAUGUUGCAGCAAAUGCAAGUGUGUACCUUCAGGAACCUAUGGCAAUAAACAUGAGUGCCCUUGCUAUAGGGACAUGAGGAACUCUAAGGGCAAACCUAAGUGCCCUUAAUUCAAUUCAUUCUUUCUUAUUAUACCAUCUUUCGUUUCUAGUUUUUUAUUCUUAAAUUAUAGAUCCAUAUUAAUUUCAAGAAUUUAAACUAGAAACUUAAUAUGUUAUAAUUAAUAAGCCAUAUGCAUGUUAUUAUUCCAUUAAGGACCCUUAUUAUUAGCAUAUUAAAUUUAUUUUUCCUUUAUUUUGUUUAUGAAUUUAUGAUGUGUAUUAUUAUUAUUAUCAGUGAUGUUUAAUUUUUGGGUAUAUUUGUGUAUUUUGUAUAGAUGUGGUAUGUAUGAUGAGAAUGGGAAUAAAUGUGGGUCCUAUAUAUUUUGGUGGUGUGUAUGCAUGUGAAUUAUUAUUAAUUAUUAUUUUGUCUUA